UAUUAUGUUAUUUGAACCGUUUAUUGUUGGAAGAAUUUGAAUUUGGUUAUUAAUACUAGAAUUCCAUGCUCAUAGGCUGGGCCUAUCCUAACAGCCCACUACCAUCCAGGGUCACAACACAACGGCCUGAACUCUGGCCUGAACUGGCUUGAACAGAAAAACUAAACACCACGAAAUUUGGAAUCCUCCGGCCAUGAAUCCGGUGGCUUUUCUUCUUCUUCUUCUUCUUCUUCUUCUUCUUCUUCUUCACGGCCACAUUUCCCCGCCGCACCACCGCCGCGAAUUUCCCCAUGGACGACCAGUCUCUCUGCCCCAAGCAACCUCUCCCAUCCCCCUCUCGGAUUCCCCAUCUCAAUCUCCGCCGCAACUUCAAAUGUUUCACACACUACGCCCUCCAAACCAAUAAGCACCACGCACAACGGACUCACAAACCAGAGGACAAUGAAUCCCACGGCGAGGUCGAUGCCAUCAUCGGAAGUCGAGCUCGGUCCGACGCCGCCGGGAUGGAGUAUCUAAUCAAAUGGAAAGACGGGUAUUCCCCAACAUGGGUCGCCUCCAAUUUCAUUGCUAAACACAUUGUCGCAGACUACGAAGCCCCUUGGUGGACAGCUGCCAAGAAAGCCAACGAAUCCGCAUUAAAAUCCCUCAUAGACGCCGCCGACGGCCGCGAUUUCGAUUCCGUUGACGGAGAUGGCAGAACCGCUCUGCUCUUCGUCGCUGGGCUUGGGUCAGAGCCGUGCGUGAGAAUGUUAGCCGAGGCCGGCGUGAAUCUCGAUCACCGUGACUACUGCGGUGGGUUCACAGCGCUGCAUAUGGCGGCUGGGUAUGUGAAACCAGGGACGGUGGAGUUGUUGGUGGAUUUGGGGGCGGAUCCGGAGGUCGAAGAUAAUAAGGGUCGGACGCCGUUGGGUCUGGCAAAAGGGAUACUGAAAGCGACGCCGAAGGUUCAUUUCGUGAGGAGAGUGGGGCUGGAGAGAGUGAUCGGAGCGGUGGAGAAGGUGUGUUUUGAGUACGCGGAGGUGGAGAGAUUGCUGGGGAGAAGGGGGAUGGGAGAAGAUUUGGAGUAUUUGGUGAAAUGGAAGGACGGAGAGGAUAAUGAGUGGGUGAAUGUGGGGUUGAUUUCGGCGGAGUUGGUGGCGGAUUUUGAAGCUGCGUUGGAAUACGCGGUGGCGGAGGCGGUGGUUGAGAAGAGGCUUAGGGAAUGGGGACGAUGAGUAUCUCGGGCUAAUGUGGACCUUACGGAAUCUGAGAAGGCCCAGGCCCAGGCCCAAUUCAAUGAUGGUGGCCCUUG
Messenger RNA from Cucurbita maxima (winter squash), 1291 nucleotides. RefSeq names its product signal recognition particle 43 kDa protein, chloroplastic-like. The transcript has a single exon. The coding region runs from base 291 to 1214 and encodes 307 amino acids. Lineage: Eukaryota; Viridiplantae; Streptophyta; Magnoliopsida; Cucurbitales; Cucurbitaceae. The record is from RefSeq and is a predicted model, not a curated record. Gene Ontology annotation, molecular function: protein binding.